AUGAUGGACAAUAAGAGAAAACUAUCAGGCUGUAAGUGCGUUCAGCAAAAAUUGCACAAGCAGCAACGAAGGAAAGAUCAAUGCAAAAGGAAGAGGCAAACAUUUGUAUAUAAUCCAGAAGAGGAACUGUGGCAUGAACCAUAUUUGAGAGAAUUACGGAAAGAGUUUUCAGAUGUAUCUGUACUGUGUGAUUCGAAGAUUGAACUGCCAUGGAAGGAUAUUGCAUUACCAGCAGCCGGCAUGAAAAUUCGUCAAGAAGUUUCUUUAACUCCUCUAAACGAUCGUGAUGGACAAAUGGAUGACACAGGUGUCGACAAAGAACCAGAGGAAAAGGAAUCUCUGGGAACUAUGCUUCUACCGUGGAAAGAUUUGAUUAUUAUGGAAACUGUUCCAUCGAAACAAGCUAGUCCUGAUAGUUGCGAUUCUACAUUAGAAAUUCCAUGGAGUGAUCUUGUACUCGAAAAGCCAAUAAACAUACAACCAGUACAGGAAGAAGCUUGCGUUACUGACGAUGUCGAGAUUCCAUGGAAUGACAUUUUAAUACCGCGAAAUAUAGUUAUCGAAUCACAAAAAAAGAAACAUCCAUCUUCCAAGUAUCCACCUCGCUUGGCAGCAAGCACGAAGGGUGUUAAAUGUGGUUGUGUCAGUGUUGGAUGCAGAAUGAACUUUACGAAGGUCGAGUUGCGAUCCAAAUGGAUUGCUUUUGAUGGCGCUGGUGGAACGAAACAUUGGGCCGCCAUGAUUAUUAUUCGCUUAAUGUUCGUGAUUGGCGGCAGUCGGCACUUGCCAGUGAACGCGAAAGGUGGUUUUGUGUUAUGGUUGAGUCGAAAACUGCACAUGAAAAUGGCGUAG
Heterotrigona itama is the source of this 852-nucleotide messenger RNA. NCBI's taxonomy places the organism in Eukaryota, Metazoa, Arthropoda, Insecta, Hymenoptera, Apidae. The record is from the annotation of a GenBank genome assembly.